CCCAGCCGUUCUCCUCAAUCUUUGACACGGCCACACGGGAGGCCCGCUGCCCCCUCUGUCUCUGUCUGUCUCCUCCUUCAGUUUUUUUUUUUUUUUGCGAAUAUGUCUCCUCCUUCAGUUAAUGGCGUGCGUCGGUGCGUUCAAACUCUGUCUCGGACUUUUCAUGUCAGCAUUCAAUGCUAGAGCACCAACUGGUGGCACUCAUGCAUUCAGUGAGGUCUACUCCAGUCUUCAUUAUUGAUGGAGAUAAUAUUAUUGUUCACAACUUCAGAUACUCGCAACCUUUAUGUGCCGACAAAUCAUGUGAUGGAUCAAUCUGUCCUGUUAUCUGAAAUCCAACGGCUGAGGAUGUGAGUCUGUUACCAAAGGCAUACUUUUUUUUUCUAACAUAGGGAACUUUUGCACAUACUAAGAAUACUAAGCCCGUAAGGGUUCGAUUUUUCUGGUUUUUUUGAAAAAAAAAUUACUCCUACUGACUGAGCGACACGUGUGCACGGUGGCUUUCCUAAAGUGGUUGAUCACUUGGGUUGUGCCUGUUUCUUCUAGAGGUGCAUGGGCUUCUCUUGUCUCAUGUGUACCAUGUGAAAAGAUGGUUUGAUAGCAUGGGCUGAUUUUGUCUCAUGUGAGAAAAAUAUAUUAGCUGCAUGGGCUGUUGUAUGGGCUGGUGUGCGUGUGCUGCUGCAUGGCUCAUGCAUGCAUGCAUGUGUCCACGUUUGCAUGUUUGUAGUUUCACGUUUGCACACAUUUGUGUUCUAGGUCCUUCUUUGCUUGCCUAUAAGUAGCUUCUUUUUGUGUUCUUCUCUCCUGUGUACUUCUUGUUUGCUUGGUCUCUGUUAUGGUUCUUGUUGUUGCACAUGCUUCUCAGCGCGUUCCUUCGACGUCCUUGGGCUCUUCUUCUUCCGUUGGUGCUUCUGAUAGGAGGUUGGCUGCUGAGGGUGGUUCUAAUCUUGGUUUGAGGGUUGAUGAGGCGUGGCGGCGACACGAGGAACAACCGCCGUGGGAAAUGACAUGUAUAUUCAUCGUUUGGUCCUCUGAUUUCUCCAUCUUAUUUGGAUCCAGACAAAGCUCACUCUUGCCGGCAGGAAGGUGUCCUGUUUACUUCAUGAUGGUGGACGUGCUAUGUAUUGUUUAUUUAACUUUCUGUUUGGUUUGUCAUUUAUUCCUUUUUUGUUCUUUUACACUUACGUCGAUGGCAUGUCUCUUGAUUUGCCUCCGAUUUUAUGAUAUCCUUGACAAGAAGCUAAAUGAAGAGGGCCUAAAGCUAAGGUAUAUUUUGGUUUCACUUUAGAAGCAAAAUAAUAAUAGUUUUGUAGUCUCCCAAAUACUUUGUCCAUGAGAAUCAGUGAUCUUGAUUUACAUUGUUGUUCUAAUGGACUAAUUCUAUGGGAGAGAUAAACAAUAAAGACAGGCAUCCUGUAGUGCUUCUGCCAAAAUGCCA
This is a messenger RNA of Triticum dicoccoides, 1438 nucleotides long. RefSeq lists its product as uncharacterized. Bases 836 to 1288 code for a protein of 150 amino acids. NCBI's taxonomy places the organism in Eukaryota, Viridiplantae, Streptophyta, Magnoliopsida, Poales, Poaceae. The record is from RefSeq and is a predicted model, not a curated record. The transcript is spliced from 3 exons.